Messenger RNA from Aspergillus novofumigatus IBT 16806, 1079 nucleotides. Its product is annotated as HD domain-containing protein. The transcript is spliced from 2 exons. NCBI's taxonomy places the organism in Eukaryota, Fungi, Ascomycota, Eurotiomycetes, Eurotiales, Aspergillaceae. Bases 183 to 863 code for a protein of 226 amino acids. The record is from RefSeq and is a predicted model, not a curated record. Gene Ontology annotation, molecular function: 5'-deoxynucleotidase activity. Gene Ontology annotation, cellular component: cytoplasm.
CUCAUCUCAUUCAGUCCAACUUUUUAAUCUUCAUCACUGCAGUCCCUUCUAUUCUCAUAUAUCCCAUUGCGCUGCGCAUUAUUUCACAGUCUCUCUUUUAAUAUUUCAGAUCACCCAGUCUCUGAAUUAGCUGUAUCUCUCCACUCAAGUCGUUACCAGCGUACCCCUCAUCAAACAGCAUCAUGGGUUCCGACGCGCCUUCCGACCCUCUCUGGACCACUCAGUCAGUUUUGUCCACACUGCCUCACCCUCCCGAAGAAAACUCCGCCUCUCCCAUACCAUUUUUCCACCUCCUCGAACGUCUAAAGACAACUAAGCGCGAAGGCUGGCGUCGCUUUGGCAUCAGUACCGGAGAAUCGAUUUCUGACCACAUGUACCGCAUGUCAAUAAUGACCAUGCUUGCACCUCCUGCACUUGCCUCCCGCCUUAACCUGCCCCACUGCAUGAAGAUGGCGCUUAUCCAUGACAUGGCCGAGUCGAUUGUUGGCGACAUCACCCCCGUGGACAAGGUCAACAAGACCGAAAAGGCGCGCCGAGAGGCCGAAGUGAUGGACUACAUUGCGAAAAACCUGCUUGGCGGUGUACCUGGAGGCAUGUUGACGGGCGAGGAGAUUCUGAAGGUCUUCAACGAAUACGAAGCGAACGAAACCCUUGAGGCGCAUUUUGUGCACGACGUCGAUAAGAUGGAGCUAUUGCUGCAGAUGCUCGAGUACGAGCGCACCCACAAGGUUGACCUUUCGGAGUUCUGUCAUGUUGCCGGUCGUAUCCAGCUGGACGAGGUCAAGGAAUGGGCGGCCACUGUUCUCAAGGAGCGGGAGGCUUUCUGGAAGGGAAUGGCUGCGAACACAAACGGUACAGCAUAGAACACUUAUCGCAGGAGGCAGGAAGGUUGAGUCUAUUCGUACUUUGCGUCAUUCUUUACAUUUUCAGUUUGGGCCAUCAUCCACCGAACCCGGUGGAGGCGUUUGGGUUGGCAUUCUAGAAUUAGAUCGGAUAGUGUGUGAUAGCAUGGGUCUAGGUAUGAGCCAUAUGGGUAUCAUGACAUUCAACGAGGCACGGUUUAUAGCUCCUAAUAGCAU